Molecule: messenger RNA, 5511 nt
Organism: Manacus vitellinus (golden-collared manakin)
Lineage: Eukaryota; Metazoa; Chordata; Aves; Passeriformes; Pipridae
Product: plectin-like
Exons: 5
Biological process (GO): intermediate filament cytoskeleton organization; wound healing; hemidesmosome assembly
Cellular component (GO): focal adhesion; sarcolemma; hemidesmosome
Molecular function (GO): ankyrin binding; structural constituent of cytoskeleton; cadherin binding
Source: RefSeq, a predicted model, not a curated record
AUGGAGAAGCACAAGAAGUUUGCUGAGCAGACGCUGCGGCAGAAGGCGCAGGUGGAGCAGGAGCUGACCAAGGUGAAGCUGCAGCUGGACGAGACGGACCAUCAGAAGGGCAUCCUGGACGAGGAGCUGCAGCGGCUGAAGGAGGAGGUGACGGAUGCCGUCCGGCAGAAGGCCCAGGUGGAGGAGGAGCUCUUCAAGGUCCGGGUGCAGAUGGAGGAGCUGGCCAAGCUGAAGAGCCGGAUCGAGGAGGAGAACAAGGCGCUGAUCCUCAAGGACAAGGACAACACGCAGAAGUUCCUGGCGGAGGAGGCUGAGAAGAUGAAGCAGGUGGCGGAGGAGGUGGCCCGGCUGAGCGUGGAGGCGCAGGAGGCCGCCCGCAUGCGGCAGCUGGCCGAGGACGACCUGGCACAGCAGCGGGCGCUGGCGGAGAAGAUGCUGAAGGAGAAGAUGCAGGCGGUGCAGGAGGCCACACGGCUGCGGGCCGAGGCUGAGAUGCUGCAGAAACAGAAGGACCUGGCGCAGGAACACGCCAAGCGGCUGCAGGAGGACAAGGAGCAGAUGCAGCAGCGCCUGGCUGAGGAGACCGAGGGCUUCCAGAAGACACUGGAGGCCGAGCGCCGGCGGCAGCUGGACAUCACGGCCGAGGCUGAGCGCCUCAAGGUGCAAGUGGCGGAGAUGAGCAUGGCCCAGGCCAAGGCUGAGGAGGAAGCCAAGCGGUUCAAGAAGCAGGCGGAGGAGAUCAGUGAGAGGCUGCACGAGACCGAGCUGGCCACGCAGGAGAAGAUGACGCUGGUGCAGACCCUGGAGAUCCAGCGGCACCAGAGCGAUGAGGAUGCGGAGAAGCUGCGGAAGGCCAUUGCCGACCUGGAGAAGGAGAAGGAGAAGCUGAAGCAGGAGGCGGCGCUGCUGCAGCAGAAGGCAGAGGAGAUGCAGGUGGCCCAGCAGGCUCAGCUCCGUCAGGAGACACAGCUCCUCCAGCAGAGCUUCCUGACGGAGAAGGAUGCCCUGCUGCAGAAGGAGAAGUUCAUCGAGGAGGAGAAAUCGAAGCUGGAGAAGCUCUUUAAGGACGAGGUGAACAAAGCCCAGAACCUGAAGGCAGAGCAGGAGAGGCAGCAGCAGGAGAUGGAGCAGGAGAAGCAGCAGUUGAAAGCCAUGUUGGACGAAGCCAAGAAGCAUCAAAGAGAAGCUGAGGAAAACGUCCGGCACAAGCAGGAGGAGCUGCAGCAGCUGGAGAGGCAGCGGCAGCAGCAGGAGAAACUUUUGGAAGAGGAGAACAAGAAGCUGAGGGAGAGGCUCGAGCAGAUGCAGGAGGAGUACAAGGCCGCCCUGGCCCAGAGACGGGAGAUCAUGAUCCAGACGGACGACCUGCCCGGGGAGGCCGCGGUUACGACGACGCAGCUGCUGGACAUCAAGGCUGUGCCCAACGGCCGGGACGCGAUGGACGGCCUAGCGCAGAACGGGGAGCCCGAGUUUGCCUUCGACGGCAUCCGGCAGAAGGUGUCGGCAGAGAAGCUGGCUGACGCCGGCAUCCUGAGCAGAGAGAACCUGGACAAGUUGUCGAAGGGAGUUGUGAGUGUGGACGAGCUCUCGCAGAGGGAGGACAUCAAGAAGUACCUGCAGGGCAAGAGCAGCAUCGCUGGCUUGCUGAUCAAACCCACCAACCAGAAGAUGAGCAUCUACGAGGCCAUGAAGAAGAAGCUGCUCAGCCCAGGCACAGCGCUGGUGCUCCUGGAGGCUCAGGCUGCCUCCGGCUUCAUCAUUGAUCCCGUGCAGAACGUGAGGCUCUCAGUGAACGAGGCGGUGCGAGAGGGUGUGAUUGGGCCUGAGCUGCACAACAAGAUGCUGUCGGCUGAGAGGGCUGUCACCGGCUACAAGGACCCCUACACGGGCGACAAGAUCUCCCUCUUCCAGGCCAUGACGAAGGAUCUCAUCGUCAGGGACCACGGCAUCCGCCUGCUCGAGGCCCAGAUCGCCACCGGCGGCAUCAUCGACCCCGUGCACAGCCACCGCCUGCCCGUGGAAGCGGCCUACAAACGGGGCUACUUCGAUGAGGAGAUGAACCAGGUCCUGUCCGACCCCACUGACGACACCAAGGGCUUCUUCGACCCCAACACUCAGGAGAACCUGACCUACCUGCAGCUGAUGGAGCGGUGCGUGACUGACCCCGACACGGGGCUGUGUCUCCUGCCGCUCACUGACCAGGCAGCCAAGGCGAGGGAGCAGCUGGUCUACACUGACAAGGAAGCCAAGGACGUCUUCAAGAAGGCCACGGUGACAGCCCCGUUUGGCAAGUUCCAAGGGAAGACGAUGACCAUCUGGGAGCUCAUCAACUCUGAAUACUUCACUGAGGACCAAAGGCGGGACCUGAUCCAGCAGUACAGGACUGGCAAGAUCACAGUGGAGAAGAUCAUCAAGAUCAUCAUCACGGUUGUGGAGGAAAGCGAGAAAAAGAGCCAGAUGUGCUUCGAGGGCCUGCGGGCGCCCGUGCCCGCUGCCGAACUGCUGGAAAGCAAGGUCAUCAACAAGGACCUCUACAACCAGCUGCACCAGGGCAAGAAAUCCGUGAAAGACGUGGCGGAGAUGGAGUCUGUGCGGCAGUACCUGAAGGGCACGGAUGCCAUCGCCGGUGUCCUGGUGGAGUCGACGGGCCAGAAGCUCACCUUCUAUGAGGCCCUGAAGAGAAACCUGCUGAAGCCAGAGGUUGCCCUCUCCCUGCUGGAGGCACAAGCUGCCACUGGCUACAUCAUUGACCCCGUGGGGAACAAGCUCUUCUCCGUGGAUGAGGCGGUGAAGGCUGAGGUGGUGGGGCCGGAGUUCCACGAGAAGCUGCUGUCGGCGGAGAAGGCGGUGACCGGCUACAAGGAUCCCUACACAGGCCAGACGGUUUCCCUCUACCAAGCGCUCAGGAAGGGCCUCAUCCCCAGUGACACGGGGCUCCGGCUGCUGGACGUCCAGCUCGCCACUGGUGGCAUCAUCGACCCUGUCAACAGCCACCGGCUCCCGCUCGAGGUCGCCUACAAGCGCGGCUACUUCGACCCCGAGGUAAACGAGGCUCUGACUGAGCUCCGAGAUGACGCCAAGGCUUUCUACUGCCCCAACACCCAGGAACACCUCACCUACGCCCAGCUGCAGAAGAGCUGCCACCGUGACAAGCAGACUGGCCUGUGCCUGCUGCCCCUGUCCGACAAGGCCAUCCAGUCGCAGCAGGAGGAGGUCUACACCGACAGCCAGGCCAAGGAGUGCUUCGACAAGACCACCAUAGAGGUCCCGGUGGGCAGCAUGAAGGGCCGGACGAUGACCAUCUGGGAUCUGAUCCACUCUGAGUACUUCACGGAGGAGCACAGGAGGGAGCUCCUCCGACAGUACAAAACCGGCAAGGUGACCAUCGAGAAGAUCAUCAAGAUCGUGAUCACCAUCAUCGAGGAGGCGGAGACCAAAAAGCAGGAGAAGCUGACGUUCAGCGGUCUGCGGGCGCCGGUGCCGGCCAGCGAGCUGCUGGAGUCCCGCAUCAUCAGCAAAGCCCAGUACGAGCAGCUGAAGGAAGGCAAGAAGACGGUGAAGGACCUCUCUGAGACAGAUGCAGUGAGGAGGUUCCUGCACGGCAGCGACUGCAUUGCUGGCGUCUACGUGGAGGCCACCAAGGAGAAGCUGAACAUCUAUGAGGCCAUGAAGAGGAACCUGCUGACGCCCGGCACCGCUGUGGUCCUCCUGGAGGCCCAGGCAGCCACUGGGUUCUUGAUCGACCCCGUGAAGAACCGUAAACUGUACGUCAACGAGGCAGUGAAGGCUGGUGUCGUCGGGCCUGAGCUGCACGAGAAGCUGCUGUCAGCUGAGAAGGCUGUCACCGGCUACAAGGACCCCUACUCGGGCGACACCAUCUCGCUCUUCCAGGCCAUGAAGAAAGGGCUCAUCGUCAGGGACCACGGCAUCCGCCUGCUCGAGGCCCAGAUCGCCACCGGCGGCAUCAUCGACCCCGUGCACAUCCGCUUGCUGGAGGCGCAGAUCGCCACCGGCGGCAUCAUCGACCCCGAGGAGAGCCACCGCCUGCCCGUGGAGGUGGCCUACAAGAGGGGCCUCUUUGACGAGGAGAUGAAUGAGAUCCUGCUGGACCCCAGCGAUGACACCAAGGGCUUCUUCGACCCCAACACGGAGGAGAACCUCACCUACCUGCAGCUGAUGGAGCGGUGCAUCACGGACCCAGAGACCGGCCUCUGCCUCCUGCCCCUGAAGGAGAAGAAGCGGGAGAGGAAGACUUCUUCCAAGUCCUCUGUCCGCAAGCGCCGGGUGGUGAUCGUUGACCCAGAGACGGGCAAGGAGAUGUCUGUCUACGAAGCCUAUCGCAAGGGCCUCAUCGACCACCAGACCUACCUGGAGCUGUCGGAGCAGGAGUGCGAAUGGGAGGAGAUCACCACCUCGUCCUCCGACGGCGUGGUGAAGUCAAUGAUCAUCGACAGGCGCUCGGGGCGCCAGUACGACAUCGACGACGCCAUCGGCAAGGGCCUGAUUGACCAGUCAGCCCUGGACCAGUACCGCUCAGGCACCCUCUCCAUCACCGAGUUUGCCGACAUGCUCUCCGGCAACAUGGGCGGCUUCCGGUCGCGGUCAUCCUCGGUGGGAUCCUCCUCCUCCUACACCGUCAGCCCAGCCCUGACACGGACCCAGAUCUCCAUGUGGACCGACCCGACCGAGGAGACCGGGCCGGUGGCGGGCAUCCUGGACACGGACACUCUGGAGAAGGUGUCCAUCACGGAGGCGAUGCGCCGCAACCUGGUGGACAACAUCACGGGGCAGCGGCUGCUGGAAGCCCAGGCCUGCACCGGGGGCAUCAUCGACCCCAGCACCGGGGACAAGUGCUCUGUCGCCGACGCGGUCAGCAAGGGCCUGGUCGACAAGAUCAUGGUGGACCGCAUCAACCUGGCGCAGAAGGCCUUCUACGGCUUCGAGGACCCGCGGACCAAGACGAAGAUGUCGGCGGCGCAGGCGCUGAAGAAGGGCUGGCUGUACUACGAGGCCGGGCAGCGGUUCCUGGAGGUGCAGUACCUGACGGGGGGCCUGAUUGAGCCCGACGCCGCGGGCCGCGUGUCCCUGGACGAGGCGCUGCAGAAGGGCACCAUCGACGCGCGCACCGCCCAGAAGCUGCGGGACGUCAACACCUACUCCAAGUACCUCACCUGCCCCAAGACCAAGCUCAAGAUCUCCUACAAGGACGCCAUGGACCGGAGCAUGAUCGAGGAUGGGACCGGCCUGCGGCUGCUGGAGGCCUCGUCCCGCCUGGGCACAGCCCCCGAGGACCUGGCGCUGUGGCUGGGCCGCAUGGAGAAGGAGCUGGGCAAGCGGGAGAGCCAGGGUGACGGCCAGGAGGCCCCAGUCAGCGCCGGUGACAGGGAGAAGUUUGAGCAGGUGCUGGAGUCCCAGCUUGCCCGUGUGACCGGGCUGGGCAAGCGGCUGGAGGAGAUCGGCCGCGUGCAGCUGGACCCCGAGGCUCUCGGCUCGCAGCUCUCCGAGCAGAAG